CAAAAAUGGAAGAUGAACAAGAGCCGUGGGAGGUACUAGACGUUGACGAUUCAGACCUCCGCUCUCUCCUCCGCCCCUGCAACACCAGCCUCCACCGCCAAACCUCUUCCCCGAAAUCCCCCAAUCCCGCCUCUACUUCCUCCAAACAACAACAACCGUUCAUCCACCGCUGCUCUCAAACCCUAACUUCCCAAUCCCACCACUCCAAGUCCCCGUCCCCGCUACCCGCUUCUCCUAGACUCAUUCCGGGCCCUGCUGGAACUGUCCAGGCCGCAAUGCACCGAAGAACCCACCACAAUCAGGCCCUUUUGCACCCGGAAGAGGAACCGGUACCUACUCAGGAGUAUAUAAGGAGGGUUGUCGAAAACGGUGAUCAUGCCGAUGCCGACGAUGACUUCGCGAGCGAUCCGUGGCUUUGCGCUCUGGAAUUUCUCCGCCGUGAAGGUACGGUGGGGACGCCUUUGGACUCGAUCAAAAAUGGGCCAAAAAAUGCUGGGAGAGUGGCUCAGGUUGUUGCCAUAAUCAAAUCGUGCUCCCCCAAUGGUCAUGGUGAUAUGAUGGUGACUCUGAAGGAUCCUACAGGUACAAUCGGUGCUAGCAUCCACCGCAAAGUUCUUACAGAGGGAGAGUUUGGGAAGGAUGUAUCUGUUGGCGCGGCUUUAGUAUUCCUGAAGGUUGCCAUGUUCUCCCCUUCACGCUCUUCUCAUUACCUGAAUGUAACACUAAGCAACUUGGUCAAGGUUAUCCCAAAGGAUAGUGUACCUCCAUUAAAACAAAAAUAUCCUGCAUCGUCAACCAAACAUGGAGCUCCUGUUUCUGAAAGCAGUGAAAAGUCCUGGAUGCCACAGGGGACGUCUUCUCUAUUGCAGGAAAGAACUGAAGGAAUCAUGAAUUGCCUUAGACAGACUUCUAAGUUGGGAGAAAGUGCUCCUAAUGAUAUUGUAGAGAAAGAAUCCUUGUUAAUGAGAUUGGGUAUGGCCAAUAGAAUCACUAAAGUAGCUUCUAGAGAGGACACCAUUUGUAUUGACCAAGAAAUUGUGAUGAGUGAGGAGCCCAACCCUUAUAAACAGAGUAAAGGAGGCAAUCCAUCCUGCAACAUCCAAGGCCGCAGUGACACAGCAAACUUGGUUGAUGUUCCUGAUGAUGAUGAAGAAAGUGGAAGGGCAAAUGAAGUGAACAAGAAGAGGCACCCACUAAUUUCGAGAACUUCACUCCCACAGUGGACGGAUGAACAGCUGGAUGUGCUUAUGGAAUUUGACUGAGGAAUGAUGGGC
Messenger RNA from Corylus avellana, 1274 nucleotides. RefSeq names its product nuclear localized protein. NCBI's taxonomy places the organism in Eukaryota, Viridiplantae, Streptophyta, Magnoliopsida, Fagales, Betulaceae. The record is from RefSeq and is a predicted model, not a curated record. Gene Ontology annotation, biological process: recombinational repair.